This is a messenger RNA of Kazachstania africana CBS 2517, 645 nucleotides long. RefSeq names its product Sft2p (gene SFT2). Gene Ontology annotation, biological process: vesicle-mediated transport. The transcript has a single exon. Bases 1 to 645 code for a protein of 214 amino acids. Lineage: Eukaryota; Fungi; Ascomycota; Saccharomycetes; Saccharomycetales; Saccharomycetaceae. The record is from RefSeq and is a predicted model, not a curated record. Gene Ontology annotation, cellular component: membrane.
AUGGCUGACUCGAACGACUCACAGAUCAACCAGUUGAGAGAGUCUCUCAACAGAUGGAGCACGAACAGAACCCAGGAACCACAAUCCAUCAAUGAAAGUGCAAAGACAAUGUUUGCAUCCUGGGCGGAUUCCAUAAACGAAAGAGCCUCAGACAUAUACCAAAGAUUGCCAAUGACGAGACAAGACCUAGUAGAAGAUGCCGAACCUUCAUGGUUCACUCUCUCCAGAUCUGAAAGAUUGUUACUCUUCAUAUGUUUCAUUCUGGGUUCGGCAGCAUGUUUCACUCUUUGUGUCUUCUUAUUCCCAGUGCUGGCUAUAAACCCAAGAAAAUUCGCAUUACUAUGGACAAUGGGUUCGCUUCUAUUCGUACUUGCAUUUGGUGUCAUGAUGGGCCCAGUGGCUUAUAUCAAACAUCUAACCUCCAAGGAACGAGUCCCCUUCACACUAUUUUUCUUCUUUAGUUGCCUAUUAACAAUCUAUUUCGCUGCAUUUGCCAAGAGUACAGUACUUACUAUCAUAUCUGCCGUAUUGGAACUUAUCGCUGUAUUAUACUAUGCGGUGUCGUAUUUCCCCAUGGGUGCCGCGGGUCUAAGAAUCAUUAGUACAGUCGGUGUCAAUACCGCCAGAGGUGUAUUAAGAAUAUAG